Emericellopsis cladophorae is the source of this 1293-nucleotide messenger RNA. RefSeq names its product Woronin body major protein-like protein. The coding region runs from base 1 to 1293 and encodes 430 amino acids. Gene Ontology annotation, biological process: positive regulation of translational termination; positive regulation of translational elongation. Lineage: Eukaryota; Fungi; Ascomycota; Sordariomycetes; Hypocreales; Bionectriaceae. The transcript is spliced from 4 exons. Gene Ontology annotation, molecular function: translation elongation factor activity; ribosome binding; RNA binding. The record is from RefSeq and is a predicted model, not a curated record.
AUGGACAUGGUCCACGAAAGCCCAUGGAUCGACCAGAGGGUCUGUCCUGCGCAGCUGCGCUCGACUCCCGCCUACGCGGAGUGGAGGAUAAUUCGAGUGGUUGGCAUCUUCCCCUCGACCUACAAGGACUCCGAGGCCCAGACCGCUACCCACGAGACUCACCAAGAGGUCGAAGUCAAGCUUCCCGAACCCAAAGCCGGACGGGAAGGUCAGCACUCUUCGUCGUUCACUGCCAACGUCGACCUCCCGCAGCAACCUGAACAGGAGCACCGUUUCGGCAACGAAGAGGUCCACUAUCGUCAAGAGGAGCAAUACCACCGUCCCGGUACCCAGCACGAGCACUUUGCCUACGAAGAGCGCCGUCCUGCCGCCCCUCGCACCAACUACACCAACACUCACAUCGAGGUUGACGCCGCUGCCCCCGCUGCCGCCCAAGCCUUCACCAGCCCUAUUGACGUUGCUGAACGUCAAUACCGCGAACGCUACACCCGUCCCCAGUUCAACGUAACUGUCGACGGUCCAGGUCGCGCCACCUACCAAUCCGGCACCACCACCAACGUCAACAACUUUACCGUUGACGCCCGUGUUCCCGGCUCCGCCCCCAAGGUCGACUCCAAGUUUGUCUCUGACGAGACAGUUGAGCCCGCCCGCUACUCCACCGCCCACCAGAAAUCCAAGAUGGGUUACUACGACGAGGACGGUCACUACCACUCCUUCCGCCAGGGCGUCCACAAGCUCGCGGACCGCAUUGUCCACCCCCGUGGCCAUGAGCACCACCAUCACGUGGAUGUCGACGUUCACCAGUCGGCUGGUCGUCCCCGCCCCGGUGACAGCGCCGAGUCUUACCUGCCCAACACCGUCACCAUCCCCUGCCACCACAUCCGCCUCGGCGACUUCCUGAUGCUGCAGGGCCGCCCCUGCCAGGUCAUCCGCAUCUCGACCUCGUCCGCCACCGGCCAGUACCGCUACCUUGGUGUUGACCUGUUCACCAAGCAGCUGCACGAGGAGUCCUCCUUUGUCAGCAACCCGGCCCCCAGCGUUGUUGUCCAGACCAUGCUCGGCCCUGUCUUCAAGCAGUACCGUGUCCUCGAUCUCCAGGACGGUCUGGUCGUCGCCAUGACCGAGACUGGCGACGUCAAGCACGGCCUGCCCGUCAUUGACCAGUCCAACCUCUCUGGCCGCCUUGCGAACGCCUUUGAGUCUGGCCGUGGCUCCGUCCGCGUCAUGGUCCUCAACGACAACGGUCAGGAGCUCGCCGUCGACAUGAAGGUCAUGCACGGCUCCCGCCUCUAG